CAGGACUGAUGUAAGAUAUUGGGAACAGCAGCCUUUGUGGAAAAAAAAUGUCCUACUGUACCAAAGAGAGAGCUUGUUCAGAUUUGGCAAAGCCUCCGGUAAAUGAACCGAGGGAACCGGAACAGUUUCUAAUGCAGGCGCCCCAGGGAAAUCCGCUGCUGCUUUCCCACACCCUACAAGAGCUAUUGAGCAAGGAUAGUGUGCAGGUGGAGCUUAUACCUGAGAAGAAGGGCCUUUUUCUGAAACAUGUGGAAUAUGAGGUUUCCAGCAAGAGAUUCAAAUGCUCAGUCUAUAGGCGAUACAAUGAUUUUGUGGUGUUCCAUGAGAUGCUGCUUCAGAAGUUCCCAUAUCGUAUGGUGCCAGCACUUCCACCAAAGAGGAUGCUGGGAGCUGAUAGAGAAUUCAUAGAAUCCAGGAGGAGAGCGCUGAAGCGUUUUAUAAACCUGGUGGCUCGACAUCCCCCUUUCUCAGAAGAUGUGCUCUUGAAACUCUUUCUGUCGUUCAGUGGCUCAGAUGUACAGAAUAAGCUAAGAGAGUUGAUCCAGGGAGUAGGAGAUGAAUUUAUGACCUGCAGAUUAGCUACCCAGGCCAAGGACUUCCUUCCAGCUGACAUACAGGCCCAGUUUGCUGCCAGCAGGGAGCUCAUCAGAAAUAUUUAUAAUAGCUUUUAUAAGCUUCGGGACCGUGCGGAGAGGAUAGCUUCUCGAGCCAUUGAUAAUGCCUCAGAUCUUCUCAUAUUUGGAAAGGAGCUAAGUGCUUUGGGCUCAGACACUACACCGCUUCCUUCCUGGGCUGCUUUGAAUAAUAGCACAUGGGGGACUCUGAAACAAGCCUUGAAGGGUCUGUCUGUUGAAUUUGCACUGCUGGCAGAUAAGGCUGUGCAGCAGGGUAAACAGGAAGAGAAUGAUGUGGUGGAGAAGCUGAACCUUUUCCUGGAUUUACUCCAGUCCUAUAAAGACCUGUGUGAAAGACAUGAGAAGGGGGUAUUGCACAAGCACCAGCGAGCAUUGCAUAAGUACAGCAUGAUGAAGAAGCAGAUGAUGAGUGCCACUGUGCAGAACAAAGAACCAGAAUCAGUGGAGCAAUUGGAGUCUCGGAUUGUGGAGCAAGAAAAUGCUAUCCUAACCAUGGAGCUGCGGAAUUACUUCUCUCUGUAUUGCCUGCAUCAGGAGACACAGCUUAUCCACAUCUAUCUGCCUCUCACGUCUCACAUUUUGGGGGCCUUUGUCAACUCCCAGAUCCAGGGUCACAAAGAGAUGAGUAAAGUUUGGAAUGAAUUGAAGCCAAAGUUGAGCUGUCUCUUCGUGGGAUCUAGCAAUAUGCCAACUCCACCAUUGUCACCUCCAGAGGGAAACUUCUUCUCCAAUUAAUGCUCUGAGCAUCUAGCAUGGAGCAAGAAGUGCAAUCAAGGAAGGGGUGGGACUUCUACCUCCAAAUGUUAGAAUGAAUCCUCCAAACAGCUAUUAUUUUUUAUUUUUUUUUAAUACCGCUGCUUUGAGCUGCUCUCUGAUUUAGACAGACUGGAUGUGGGGCAGAACAUACGGAUAUAAAGACAAUCUCUUAAUUUUGAAAUGCUCUGGGACAGAGCUGAUGUUCAUUAUCCUGCAGACACUCUUCAUGGGGUCAGGAUGUGACCUGGUGCAGUGAGUCCUGCAGUGUUGUUGCUGAUGCCUCUGCAUCUUGUACUAACAGUCCUCCAAUAAUGUCUAUCUGCACACACGCUGACACAUCUCUGCACAUCUCUGAAGUGCUGGGAUGAACAGGAUAUCUGAAGCACUUGCUUGUAGUAGAGAUGGAUUGCCUUUUAAGCUUGGGAUGGCCUGUGUUAGGGACAUACGUGCAUAAGGAAAGCUGAAAGCCAUCCCCCAUCCCAUUGAUAGGUGUCUGCAUUUGAUUUCUUACUGCUAGACCUUAGCGCAAAAUACGUGAAUGAAGUGGUUGGAUUCGCUAACCCAGCUGGGUAGGGGUCAGUGCUGCUGCGUGACAGUAAUUUUCCCAGUGAGGCUAGGCAGACUGUGUUGUCAGUGUGUUUCAGUUCACGGUUGUAAGGCAGCCUCGGGACUUGCUCAUAUUUUUCAGUUUGGGGCCAAACAUGACUGGGUUCAGGAACUCAGAGGAGUUUGCCUGGCAUAAAUGAGAAAAUAGUUGAAUAAAACACUCCUUAAUUGUAAACCACUCAUACUAUACGAGCAGAACAGCUACAAGGUAGCUUGUUUGUCUUCUGGAGGUUCUGACAUCCAUCUGUUGAGUAGCUGUUCAGGACUAUUGGAGAGCUGCUGACCCGAAGGCUGGUGUUUUCUUUGGUCUAAUAUCAGAUGAAGUAUCCUGUUACACCAGCAGGCUGGGACACAAUGCUGAUAAAAUUCAUUGGCAAAAAAUCAGUAUUUAUCAGGAUGUUACUGUCAUUCUUUUUUCUGGCUCUGGGUAGCAUUGGAUUGUGUUUGUGAAGGAGAGAAGACAAUUAAGUGACAAUUAAGUCUUUCUCUAAAAAUAGCACGGUUCUUAGUAAUGGGGUUUUCAGAAUGAUUUGUGAUUGUGAUAAAGGGGCUAAACAUUCUCCAUGUUUCACUUUGUAUCUCCGGUGACUUUCCCUCAUGAGGCAGAGGGUAGGGGGAGGAGAACUUUAAUGUCGUGUUACCUGAGGGGAAAUUGUGCAUAUCCUCCAGAGAAACUGAUAAGUGAAGAAACUGCAAACGUAUGCAGCAAAACUCUACGUGAACGGGACUCCCCUGAACUGAACUUCUCUGGGGCCAAAAUAGCUGCCAAAGGGGAAUUUGAGACUUGGCUUCUUAACAUUUUCUUUGAGUGGGUAAAAAGGAAGCACAUUAACAAGGAUGAGUGAUUGCUGUCAAACUGGAAGCAUUACAGUAUUUUCCCAUUGGGGAACUUCCCCAUUAGCAGGAAAUAUAUUUAAAUCCUCCAAUCACAAAAGUUUUUUUUCUUUUUUUUUUUAAUUUAGAAAAUUCAAUGCAACAUGAAGCUUUUCCUGGUCCAGGUGGAACUUAUGGUUUAGUUUCUUCAGCUAGGAGCAAGAUAGUAAGUUACUUGCCCAGUUUCAUGAGACUGGCAUAACCAUUACACACACCCCUGAAAGUGUGGUGAAGUACACUUACGUGGGUGAAUUUCUUGGGUGCUGGGCCUUAAGGAGUGUGUAGGGAGUCUAUUUAAUAACCUUGCUCAGAAUGCAUAAUAUUAAGAGCUUUUUAUAGCAAUUCAAAUGUUAACUCUCUUCUGAGUCUUUCCUCCUGCGUAUUGGCCUUGUCCAGUGAGACAGAUUAACUGCAAAUCGCUGUGACAGAUUUGAUUCUCUCUCCUGAAGAUUUCCAAAGUGAUGCAGAAGAGAUUCUGCUCACAGGGCAGAGCAAACUGGCUGGGGAGGGAAAUGUUUCUACAGUACAGUAACAAAGAAGAUGCUAUCUCAAGAAUGGCACAAAAGGUUUUUCUGCUUGACCUUUUCGUGAUUAGGAAGGUAGUUUGUGGUUAAAGUGCGGAAAGUGUGUUACCAUAUUUUUAAAUGCUCUUCACUCCUAGCAUCUUUAGAAGGUGCUAGCUGGUUAUAGCCUGUCAUUUGCUUAGUUGUAGUACCCAUCCUCCCUCAUUUAGCCUUGUUUGCCUGCUGUAGUGAACAGUCAAAUCGAGAAAAUACUGUACGUUUUGGGGCAAGAUCCGGUAUCUAUAUGAUGGAUCUUCUAUGUAACUUGUCUGGCUGGGGUAGAUGACUGGAUUAUGUUCUGUAGGAGCACUUGCAAAGUAUUAGCCUGAAUGGAACUUUGCACUUCUCACAUUUAGAAAAAAGUUACGCUUUUGGACUUUAUUUAAAAACAAAACCCCAAAAAAAUCAAAGCCACAUUUGGGCUUUAGACUAACUCCUCUUUCCUGUUCUCCUUCAGAGCAAGAAUUCUACAGUCCAAAUGCGGAGACUGUAAUGAUAAACACAGACCACAUGACCUAUAAAGAAACUGGAAUUACGUUGUUUUGAGAAAACACCUAUUCCUCCAUUGUCAGCCCUUGCCUCUUUGAGGAGAGCAGUUUUGGGGGUGGGGUUUUCUUGUUUUGAUUCUACUCUGUUCACCUAGUAUUUUGAGAACAGAGGCUUAGUGUUCUCAAAGCUGAUACAGCUAAUGGCACUUUCAGAGUUUAUUUCAUACUGGAUGUCAAGCUUCUGUCUCAUUCCUAGAUACAUGCAUACACUAUUUCAUACAACCCUUAGUCUGCAAACCUUAUUUUUGGGAGACUGGUCAGUGUGCAAGCACUAUGACGUUUACCUCAAUAUGUGAGGGAUUUCCUUACUGUAUUUGUUCCGUUUAGUUUAGGUAUCUGUCAGACUUGGAGAGCAGCAUCAAGUACAGCUUCCUUCCUCUAGAGGAAUGCAGCAGGGAAUCAAUUGUCUGUCUACCCUAGACAAUGCAGGGGAAACAAUUCUGGUUACCUCCAUGCUAUCGCCUUCUGCAGCAAACAGCCUAGCUAUGUGCAAGGGUGAGAACAAGACUUAAUGAACUUGGUUCCAUUGCUGGUAGAUGGCAAUAAACACUAAGCAAACCAGAAGACUGACUGAAGAGCGCAUGCUGCCUAUCCAAGAACUGAUGCUCCUGUAAGAUGUAGCGCCAAAGAGUUAACGUGCCUUCUUGAAUGGAAGCUUUCUGUGCAUUGCUUGAGCUCAUGGGGACGUUCAUGUGUUCAAAACAGUAAUGAUAGAAGAGGCCUCUAAUCUGUCGGUGUGUCUCUUAAAAUCUGUCGCAGAGGUACCAGAGUAGUAAACAGCUGAGAACCUGAAACUUUGCCUGAAAAAUGUUUUCUCAAAAGGGCUAUAUGUUUUUGUCACUCCUGAUGUCUCCUCUGCUUCAAGCUGUGAAGUGGCAAUAUACAGGCUUUUUGACCAGUAUCGUGUGUUGAAAGGCUUUCCAAACUAUAUUUACAAUACAACCUUAAUCUUUGAUCCUUCUUUCCCUCUCCUUCCAUUUUCCUUGCAAGCUGCUCCUCCCAAGUGGUAACGUGUUUUCAACAGUGCCUUGCUGCAUUCCAGUGCUUUUACUCUUUGACUUUGAUCAUGCAAGAGUGUAAUUCCUGGAAUUUGUAACAGGCUAAUUUACAGUCUUCAGUUUGUGCUGUUUUCUAAAAGACAAAGAUCACCAGCUGGGGACAGAACUUACUUAAAACGUCAGUCUCCACAACUGCAGCAGGAGCAGUUAACGUCACCACCCUCUGACAUGAGCUAAAAGUCAGUGCUGGUGAAAGCACCUUUACAAAAGGAUUGAACUGACUGCAGAAGAGGGGAUAGCAAAUAGAAGUGCAGGCCUGAGCCGCACUUGUUCUUUUCCUACCUAAACUCCUGGAGGAACAUAAAGUAAUUUGCGCUCUCUCACCAUGCAAUUUACAGUUUCCUCCAGGAAAUAAAUCAAGAUAACUUAACAGGUAUCGGCUGCCAGUCACUCCCUUUCCUACCGUGCCGUAAGGUCUUACGUCCUGUUACGAGCUACCUAUCCCCUUGUGCUUAUUUUCUCUCCUCUACUUGCCUCAAGGCAUUCUCUCUGUUAGAACAGCCAUAGCUUACUGCUAUGUUAGAAGCAGAGUAUCAAAAACUCUCUAAAUAACUCGGUGUGCAGCACAAAAGGAAAAGUAAGAGUCUAAGGUGUUAACUCUUACCCUCUAAGUCUGAGCUGUGGCUUACUGAGCAUAUGAGGAAGGGCAUUUUUGAGUGGUAUAAAUUAUUCAGAACUGCUGAAGGGAGAGAAGAAGAAACAAUCUUGUUCAGAGGGUGUGAAUUUUGCCUGCCUGGAAUAUCCUGUACCUUUGCUUUGCUCAAAUAGCCUUAUGUAUGAAGCACUUUAUCCAAAUGCAGGAAUUAAAGAACUAUUACUACAGCUGGUAGAC
Aptenodytes forsteri (emperor penguin) is the source of this 5871-nucleotide messenger RNA. It is a transcript of the gene SNX8, whose product is annotated as sorting nexin 8. Gene Ontology annotation, molecular function: phosphatidylinositol binding. NCBI's taxonomy places the organism in Eukaryota, Metazoa, Chordata, Aves, Sphenisciformes, Spheniscidae. Bases 48 to 1370 code for a protein of 440 amino acids. The record is from RefSeq and is a predicted model, not a curated record. The transcript has 11 exons. Gene Ontology annotation, biological process: retrograde transport, endosome to Golgi.